AUGGAGUCUAUGCUGGCCAACCGAUCCCUUCAUACUACUAUCGUUCACAAGGAUAUUGACAGUGCUGCGAAGUACAUUGGAGCUGGAGCCGCUACUGUCGGUGUCGCUGGAUCAGGAGCUGGUAUUGGCAAUGUGUUCGGAGCUCUCGUUAUUGGGUACGCUCGAAACCCGUCGUUGAAGCAGCAGCUGUUCUCGUAUGCAAUUCUCGGUUUCGCCCUUUCUGAGGCUAUGGGACUUUUCUGUCUCACUAUGGGUUUCAUGAUUUUGUUUGCUCUUUAA
Messenger RNA from Angiostrongylus costaricensis, 279 nucleotides. NCBI's taxonomy places the organism in Eukaryota, Metazoa, Nematoda, Chromadorea, Rhabditida, Metastrongylidae. The record is from the annotation of a GenBank genome assembly.